Messenger RNA from Ochlerotatus camptorhynchus, 959 nucleotides. RefSeq lists its product as uncharacterized. The transcript is spliced from 9 exons. NCBI's taxonomy places the organism in Eukaryota, Metazoa, Arthropoda, Insecta, Diptera, Culicidae. The record is from RefSeq and is a predicted model, not a curated record. The coding region runs from base 1 to 861 and encodes 286 amino acids.
AUGAAGACGUUCUACUUCGGCAUUUCCUGCAUAACUCUGUCGAUAUUUGUUCACGACGAACGCAAAUUCCUGAAAGGAGAGGUAGACAAACCCAGCGGGGAAAGUUUCCUGGAGAAAGAAAGCAUAUCAACAGUUACUGUGAUAUUCAACGUGCUGCUGCUUGCAUUCGCCAGCCUUGGAGUGAUUUCAUCGGUUCUAGUGGUGCUCGGACUGAGAAUGGAUAAACGAGCUUUGCUGUUGCCAUGGAUUGUAGUGAUGAUUGCCAACUUGCUGGUGGAGUGUGUCUACUUCAUCUAUCUCAUAGUGAUACAGACGUUGCAGUUCGAACCGGUCACGGCGAUGCUGUUCACUGUGGAUUUCUUCAUAAUGUGUCUUAAUAUCUAUUGCCUGCUGUGCGUGAUAUCGCAAUACCAGGAGUACAAAGCAGGUCGGGGAGCCGCCGAGGACGAUUCCUACACCAGUUCCGUUAACAUCCAGUACAGUCCACCGGCAGCCACUUGCCUUCCCCCGGGGAAAUCAAUACUCAACCCAGUGAUGUGUCCGCAUACCAACUGUACCCUGAUACCGGAGGAGACGCACGCCAACGGGGUUCUCCUGGGAGGUACGGUGAUUAAAUCUUCUGCGGCCUUUAGUAGGCAGAACUCGCUGCUGCUGAAAAAGCACGUCAAAUUCAAUCCCACGGAGAAGGCCAAAGUUUGCUGCAGCGGUGUCAUACAUCCGGAAAAUGUGAUGCCGAUGGAGGGAGGGAAAACCAACGGACAUAUGAUGUCAAUUGAAACGCUUCCUGAGUACAGCGAGGAAAUCCUUUCGUGGAAAGAACAAAAAAUGGCUGCUAAACAUUGUAAUCCCACGGAAAAGUAGAAAAAAUGGAUACCACCGAAAUGGAACCGACACCAUGCAGCGCAGUUGAUGAGUUGCCGUCUUCUUGCUGUUUUUUUCAUUUCCCAGGGAUGCCCGAC